Messenger RNA from Botrytis fragariae, 372 nucleotides. RefSeq lists its product as uncharacterized. Bases 1 to 372 code for a protein of 123 amino acids. The record is from RefSeq and is a predicted model, not a curated record. The transcript is spliced from 2 exons. NCBI's taxonomy places the organism in Eukaryota, Fungi, Ascomycota, Leotiomycetes, Helotiales, Sclerotiniaceae.
AUGGCAAGUGACAAUUUGCCUUUUCCUGAAUUGGUGGCUGAUGCAACAUCUGCUGAGGUCCGCUUGAUCUUAGGAAUCCCAUUGGACCUAACUUUGACGAAAUAUCAUUGCUUUCCCAGGCUGCCUCUCGAGUUACGUCGCAAAAUCUGGCACAUUUAUUUUGGACCGCAGCUUGGCCGGAUUAUCGAGAUCGAGUGGAAUCCGACUCAUCCCGUUGACAAGCACCAUGGAUACAGAUCAACAAAAGUAUCUUCUCAGACCCCUUUAGGUUUACGGGAUCCUCUUUGUCGAGAUACUCGGGAUGAAAUUUUGAAAAAAUAUCAGCUUUGGCGUUUCGAUAAUCGUCCUGAAGGACAUAACCCGCCAUCAUGA